AUGGGGACGAGGAAACUAAUAGAGAUAGCUGAGAUACUGAAGAUGAGGAUGGUGAUCUUCUGUCCUUGCCAACUUGUGCAAAAGAAAUCUCUGGUUGUGCAUCCAUACAUCAUACCUACUGUCUGUGAGACCAAACAAAAUUAUAUGGCAACAUUAAAGCCAUAUACGGACGUAGUGAAGGACACAAUCAUUGAUGACUUAAAGGCCAGUUUGAAAGGUGUCACUGUCCUCACUUCUGCAGAAGCCACUGAUCUUGCAGUAGAUGAUGACAACUUUUCAUCACCAACAGUUGAUGAUAACAUCCUUCCAUUAGUUGUAGUCGAUGAUGAUCUUGCUGCAGUUGAUGCAUACUUUGCUGAAGAAGUUGAUGAAGAGAUGAAGGAAGAGGAGAUUAAAGAAGAAGAGAAACAACAAGAUGAGGAGAAGAUGACAAAAAAAAAAAAAGAGAAGAUGGAAGAGAACGAUGAAGUAAAAGAAGAGGAGAAUCUAGAAGAAAAGAAAGAAGAAGAAAGUGAAGAGGAGAAUCUGGAAGAGAAGAAAAAUGAAGAAAACGAAGCAAGUGGAGAAGAAGAGAAAGAACAACAAGAGGAAAAGAUAACAGAGAAUGAAGAAGAGGAAAAGUUAGAAGAAAGGAGCUUGGACUGA
Messenger RNA from Solanum verrucosum, 645 nucleotides. RefSeq lists its product as uncharacterized. The transcript has 3 exons. The record is from RefSeq and is a predicted model, not a curated record. Lineage: Eukaryota; Viridiplantae; Streptophyta; Magnoliopsida; Solanales; Solanaceae. Bases 1 to 645 code for a protein of 214 amino acids.